Bombina bombina (fire-bellied toad) is the source of this 3746-nucleotide messenger RNA. RefSeq names its product adaptor related protein complex 2 subunit beta 1 (gene AP2B1). Gene Ontology annotation, cellular component: membrane coat; clathrin adaptor complex. Gene Ontology annotation, molecular function: clathrin binding. Gene Ontology annotation, biological process: intracellular protein transport; vesicle-mediated transport. The record is from RefSeq and is a predicted model, not a curated record. Bases 165 to 3020 code for a protein of 951 amino acids. The transcript has 22 exons. NCBI's taxonomy places the organism in Eukaryota, Metazoa, Chordata, Amphibia, Anura, Bombinatoridae.
ACGAUUUUUUCGUACUUCCGGUGUGUGCAACGCAGACAGGAGGUUCCGGAGCCGAGAUCUGUGCAGCUUCAUUUUCCCACUUCUGAAGCUAAACGGUAUCUGCUGAUAUAGCCCACAGCUACCUGCAGUUGUACUCAGCGGGCGUUUGAAGAAAAGAAGGAACCAUGACAGACUCCAAGUAUUUCACUACUAACAAAAAAGGGGAGAUCUUUGAGCUGAAGGCUGAAUUGAAUAAUGAGAAGAAAGAGAAGAGGAAGGAGGCUGUAAAGAAGGUUAUUGCUGCCAUGACUGUGGGAAAAGAUGUCAGCUCUCUAUUUCCGGAUGUGGUGAACUGCAUGCAGACAGACAACUUGGAGCUGAAGAAACUUGUUUACCUUUACUUGAUGAAUUAUGCCAAAAGCCAGCCAGAUAUGGCUAUCAUGGCUGUUAACAGUUUUGUCAAGGAUUGUGAGGAUCCUAAUCCUCUUAUCAGGGCUCUAGCUGUGCGCACUAUGGGUUGUAUCCGUGUUGACAAGAUAACAGAAUACCUUUGUGAACCUCUGCGAAAGUGCCUAAAGGACGAAGACCCUUAUGUGCGAAAAACAGCAGCUGUGUGUGUGGCCAAGCUCCAUGACAUUAAUGCCCAAAUGGUAGAAGAUCAGGGCUUCCUGGACUCACUGCGGGAUCUCAUUGCUGACUCCAACCCAAUGGUGGUAGCCAAUGCUGUUGCAGCGCUCUCUGAAAUAAGUGAGUCCCACCCCAACAGUAACCUACUGGAUCUCAAUCCCCAAAACAUCAACAAGCUGCUGACUGCUCUGAAUGAGUGCACUGAAUGGGGACAAAUCUUUAUUUUGGACUGUCUGUCUAACUACAAUCCUAAGGAUGAGAGAGAGGCACAGAGCAUCUGUGAACGAGUCACACCUCGGCUGUCCCAUGCAAAUUCUGCUGUGGUCCUGUCAGCUGUUAAGGUGCUGAUGAAGUUUUUGGAGCUGCUGCCUAAAGACUCUGAUUACUACACCAUGCUUUUGAAGAAGCUGGCACCUCCUUUGGUUACGCUACUGUCUGGGGAGCCAGAGGUGCAGUAUGUAGCGCUGAGAAACAUCAAUCUUAUUGUGCAGAAGAGGCCAGAGAUUCUGAAGCAAGAAAUCAAGGUGUUUUUUGUCAAAUAUAAUGACCCCAUUUAUGUCAAGCUGGAAAAAUUGGACAUAAUGAUUCGCCUUGCAUCACAGGCCAACAUUGCUCAGGUGUUGGCUGAACUGAAGGAAUAUGCUACAGAGGUAGAUGUAGAUUUUGUUAGGAAAGCUGUUCGUGCCAUUGGACGCUGUGCCAUUAAAGUAGAGCAAUCAGCUGAACGCUGUGUGAGCACCCUUCUUGACCUUAUCCAGACAAAAGUUAACUACGUAGUACAAGAAGCUAUUGUUGUUAUUAGAGACAUCUUCCGCAAGUACCCCAACAAGUAUGAGAGUAUUAUUGCUACUCUUUGUGAGAAUCUGGAUUCACUGGAUGAGCCAGAUGCAAGAGCUGCCAUGAUCUGGAUAGUGGGAGAAUAUGCAGAGCGCAUUGACAAUGCAGAUGAGCUCUUGGAGAGCUUCUUGGAGGGAUUCCAUGAUGAGAGCACACAGGUGCAACUCACCCUGCUGACUGCCAUUGUCAAACUGUUCCUGAAGAAACCAUCUGAGACCCAGGAGCUGGUUCAACAAGUUCUUAGUUUGGCCACACAGGACUCUGAUAAUCCUGACCUGCGAGACCGUGGUUAUAUUUACUGGCGUCUGCUCUCCACUGAUCCAGUAACAGCCAAAGAAGUGGUUCUGUCUGAGAAGCCCCUGAUCUCAGAGGAGACGGAUCUAAUUGAGCCGACUCUGCUGGAUGAGCUUAUUUGUCAUAUUGGUUCAUUGGCUUCUGUCUACCACAAACCUCCUAAUGCCUUUGUUGAAGGAAGUCACGGGGUUCAUCGCAAACACCUUCCUAUCCAGUAUUGCAGCAUUGAUAUUGGAGACAGUCCUGUUGCACCAGCCCCAGCUGCUGCUCUGGAGCAGACCCAGGUCAUCCCCUCACAAGGAGAUCUUCUUGGCGACCUUCUUAAUCUUGACUUGGGACCCCCAGGAAAUGUGCCACAAGUGUCCUCUAUGCAGAUGGGAGCGGUUGACCUGCUAGGUGGAGGCCUUGACAGCUUGCUUGGAAGUGACCUUGGAGGUGGAAUAGGUGGAAGUCCAGCGGUUGGACAAACAUUCAUUCCUUCAUCUGUCCCAGCAACAUUUGCACCAUCACCCACUCCAGCAGUAGCAAGCAGCGGUUUAAAUGACCUGUUUGAGCUUUCCACAGGAAUUGGAAUGGCCCCUGGAGGAUUUGCACCCCCAAAAGCUGUUUGGCUGCCUGCUGUAAAAGCCAAAGGACUGGAGAUCUCCGGCACAUUCUCACACAGACAAGGACACAUCUAUAUGGACAUGAACUUCACCAACAAAGCUCUGCAGCACAUGACAGACUUUGCUAUCCAGUUUAACAAGAACAGCUUCGGAGUCAUUCCAAGUGCCCCUCUGGCUAUACACACACCCCUGAUGCCAAACCAAACCAUUGAUAUUUCUCUCCCUCUUAACACUCUUGGUCCUGUCAUGAAAAUGGAACCACUAAACAACCUCCAGGUUGCUGUGAAAAACAAUAUUGAUGUAUUCUACUUUAGCUGUCUCAUCCCUUUGCAUGUGCUGUUUGUGGAAGAUGGCAAAAUGGAACGCCAGGUCUUCCUUGCCACGUGGAAGGACAUACCCAAUGAAAAUGAGCUGCAGUUUCAGAUAAAAGAGUGCCAUUUUAAUGCAGACUCUGUUUCCAGUAAGCUGCAGAAUAACAAUGUUUACACAAUUGCCAAACGGAAUGUGGAAGGGCAAGAUAUGUUAUACCAGUCUCUGAAACUUACCAAUGGCAUCUGGAUCCUUGCAGAGCUACGGAUUCAGCCUGGGAAUCCAAAUUACACGCUUUCCCUUAAGUGUCGUGCUCCAGAAGUGUGCAACUAUGUGUACCAAGUGUAUGAUUCCAUACUGAAGAUCUGAUUAUGAAGAUUCAAUGAUAACCCUUAUACAAUGUAUAUUAACUAUGUUUCCCAAGUACUGUGUGUCACUGUUACCUUCAUUACAACUUAUUGGAUAGUCCAUCCCAUGAUAUACAAACUCUGGUGUCAGGACUGCAAACACAGUAGUAGUAAGUCAGUAACAUGUUACCUAUUAAGAGGCAGGCAGGAUACUGCAGAGAGUGCAAUAGAAGCGUCUUUAUUUAGUAUGUUAAUGCACGGAGACUAUAAUCUAAAGCUCUAUGUUCAUUACGAUUUAAUCAUGUACCAUCUUUCACGUAUGGGAAAGUAAUCCAUUACUUUUCUUGUUUCUGUACCAUUGUUGUACUACACUAUGAAUUUAUAUUCUGUUUGCAAUGUGUAAACAGUUCCUUACAAAUAUAAGUACAAUCCAUAUAAAAUGCAGAGUGAUUGUCAGUGUUUUUGUAGUUCUGUACUUCUAUUAUGUACUUUACAAGAUCUAGUAUCCAUUAUUUUGGAGACUUUGUCUGCAAAAGCCCAAUGAUAAGAUAAUAGUUUAAGCCCUUUUUUGUGCUUGAUAAAGUCUACCCAUAGCCAUAUUUGUGUCACUUUCCAGUUAUUAAACCACUGAUCUCCUCCACAUUCCAUGCCAUUGUCUCUUGUGUAUCAUGCUGGACAAAAAUCUUGUAUAUCAUAUAAGACAAUCUCCUAAAAUGGAGCAAAAAAGUUAAUUAAACAAAUAAAUAAA